GGGAUCGAUGUGAAUAUUGUAGUACAAACUGAUUGAGAAAGGUAACUGUUUAAUCCCACACAUUUAAGCAUAAGUUGUUUUGCAUAUCUAAGAUUUGAUGAAACCUAGUAGAACAUGCCUCUGAUUUUAGCUCGGUUGACUGUAGUUUAGGUCUAUUUUCAGAUAAAAAGCAUGUUCCCCCCUUUUUUUGUUCUGCCAUUACAAAAGUUUCUCAUAUAAUACCCUUGUUAGAUGGACAAUAUCGACCAUUUCAGAUCGUCGAGGUGGAAAGUAGUACAUACUAUCUGUGGUCCACAUUCAUUUUACAGUGAGUUGCAUUGCCCAUUUUGUGCCACUUUGAUAUUAAGCCUUUUUUCGGUCUGUACCACUAAGUAACAGGCUUGUGUUUUGCAUGUGUAGUAGCACGUAUAGUAAUAGGAGGAAAGGAUGUAAGAUCGAACUACGUAUCCAAACAUGAGAACCAAGUUAAACUUGUAGGUCACUUAAAAACAUGUGGUUUUCCUCUUAAGUGCGUGAAGAAGUGCAAAGCUAUAUCCUGGUUACCUUAAACACUCUCAUGCGUUAGUCAUAUUCAAUUAAUUUUAUUGUUGUGCUAUGGAGCUCUCCUUUUUCCCAUACAACUUGAGAACAUUGUCUUGGCAGUCGGAUACGGUACUAAAAUUUGUGUUAAUCCAGAAAUCGGGAGAAUGAACAACAGAAUACUAUCGGGAAGAGACACAGGAGCUUUGACCAGGGGCUAUGUGAAUAAACUAAGGAUUGCUGUGCCUGGAAAACCGGGGUUUAAAGCUUUUGUGAAUGCAACUUCUCAUAAUGUCAGUGGCUAUUGCAUUGAUAUCUUUGAGGCUGCUGCGAAGAAACUACCACAUGUUCUUCGUUAUGAGUUCGUUGUCGUUGAUGGUUCUUAUGAUGAACUAGUACGCAACGUGUGUUCGGGGAUCUACGAUGCAGUAGUGGGUGACAUAACUAUAACCGCAGAGCGAGCUGUUGACGUGGACUUCACGAUGCCAUACACCGAGUCAGGCGUGUCACUGCUUGUGCUCACCGAGAAUGACUCCAAGCCAGCAAUUGAAUGGGUGUUCCUAAAGCCAUUAACUACACAACUUUGGUUAGCACUUGUGGGGGGAUUCUUCUUCACUGGACUUGUUGUGUGGACGAUCGAGUUUCCCAGAAACCCGGAGUACCAAGGAUCGAGUUUGAGACAGUGCAGCACUGCUCUCUACUUUUCUUUCUCGACUUUGACAUUUUCUCAUGGUCAAAUUAUUAGAAGCCCCCUGUCAAAAAUUGUUGUGGUGAUAUGGUGCUUUGUUGUGCUGGUUAUAGUACAGAGCUACACAGCUAGCUUAUCAUCCAUUCUGACUGCAAAAAGGCUCCGGCCCUCAGUGACAGAUCUUGAGCAGCUCCUGUCAAAUGGUGAUUAUAUUGGAUACCAAUCUGGAUCACUUGUACAAUCUGUCUUGAAAAAACGAGGCUUCAAUGUUAAUAGGUUAAAUGCCUACACGAAUAAAACGGAAUAUGCUGAAGCCUUGAGAAAGGGGUCAAAGAAUGGAGGUGUCUCGGCUAUCGUUGAUGAGAUCCCUUAUAUAACCUCGUUUCUCUCUGACCCUAAGUACCAUAAUGAAUUCCAGAUGGUCAAUCGCAUAUACAAGACACCUGGACUUGGUUUCGUGUUUCCGAAAGAGUCUCAGCUGGUGCAUGAUCUUUCGGUUGCCAUCCUGGAGCUGACAUUUGGGGCUGAGGGCUCACAAAUUGAAGAGAAAUGGUUAGGCAAAGCGACACCAUUGCCGAGCUAUGGCAUGCCCAACACAGAUGCGACACCUCUCACUUUGCAAAGUUUCUCUGGUCUCUUCAUCAUCACUGUAUGUAUCUCAGCUCUCAUGCUGUUGAUAAGCAUUGCCAAGUCAGUUCAUGCCAAAUACACCGAAGUGAGGGAUUCUGAUAUGCAGAGUUCCGAGGGAGAUGGCGGAAGUGAAGGUCACGGAGGAUCUGGUCCGCUGCAGAACGGCACGGGCAAUAGGUCUAUGGCUAAUCAACCCCACCAUGAAGCCAGAAAUGUGAAUCCUCAGGGUGUCAAUGGGAUCGGAGAAAGUCCUGGUGAUGUAGAGCCCAAUGACUCUUUGCCCGAACACGCCAUCCUAAUCGAGAUGAACACUCGAUGAGAUGCCGACAACUGUUCUGCAUAGCGCGCAUCAGAAGAAACUAAAAAUACUUCCGUUCCAUCUUUUGCGGAUAUUCACCAAUGUCCUAAGGAAUGAAUGUAAGUAUGGGUGAUGGGCCCAAAUCAUAGCCUAGCUAGAAAUAGCAGUUUCAGUGACUGAUACCCAGAUUAAUUUAUUUUCUGAAUUUGAUGUUGUUGGUCUUAUUUUCGAAAGAGUGUAUAGAUGACCACUGACAGGCGAGUGCCAAGGAAAUCCUACUAUCUGCCCGAUUAUUCUGGGAAUUAACCACAUUUGUCUGAUUUAUAUCUUGCGACAGUAGGCACACACUGUAGCCCAGAGUUGUACAUGUUGAAAGAAAGUUGGUUCGCAUUUUUUGUUA
Triticum aestivum (bread wheat) is the source of this 2535-nucleotide messenger RNA. RefSeq names its product glutamate receptor 2.8. The coding region runs from base 687 to 2156 and encodes 489 amino acids. The transcript has 4 exons. The record is from RefSeq and is a predicted model, not a curated record. NCBI's taxonomy places the organism in Eukaryota, Viridiplantae, Streptophyta, Magnoliopsida, Poales, Poaceae. Gene Ontology annotation, molecular function: ligand-gated monoatomic ion channel activity. Gene Ontology annotation, cellular component: membrane.